ACAGCUGGAACUGCCAGUGCGAGAACAAAAAAAGAAAACACAAAGAUAAAUAAUAAAUAAUUGUCGAGCAAUAACAAUAACAAAUGAGCGCCCUCUUUCGCAGUCUAAAUCAUUUUUCGUCGAAGCGUGAGAAUGUCGUCAAGGAAGCUUUGAUCAACACGCUAAACGAGAAUGCGAGAGAAAUUGAGUUUGAAGUCAAGCAAAAAGGAUUGGAGGUGCUGGGCCUCUGCGAACAGACGAGCGCAUUGUGCACCACCCUGGAAGCCCUAUUUCUGCAUGGCUUGAAGGACUCGUUUCUGUGGGCCACCAUCAAUGUGAUUGCUGGCGAUGUGGAACGACGGCCCGAGCCAAGUUUCUGGUCACCGGCUAUGAUCUUCAUGCACAAGCAGGUGAUCGAGCAGAUCCAGUGCCUCACUCAAAUCACCUCCGAGAUUGGACAGUGUCGCGCCUGGGUGCGACAGUCCCUAAACGAUUCCGUGUUCUCCGCAUACUUGAAUAAUAUGCGUAAAAAUGGUUCAGCCUUGCGGCCCUAUUACACAAGUGAUGCACUGCUCAAGGAUGGCGAAGGCUUGGAAACGGCGGCCAAGAUUAUGGAGAGCCUGGAAGCGUAUGUUUCAUUCGAGCUGCCCGUCAACUCGAGCUUACUCAACCAAUGGCCCGAUUAUGCACUCCAACUCUCCAAUCUGUGGACGCCUGCACUCAAAUCGUGUCCGAUAAGUUGCGGCGUUGAUAUUGCCAGCUCGUUGGCAACUGAAAUUGUGGCCAUACCAACACCGCAGCCACUUCAUACCAACGAACUGUUCUCGGAAUCUAUUUCCAAUAGUCCCUUUAGUCGCGGCGGCCACUUUGGCAAUGCGGAUCUCAAUCAGCACGAAAUACUCGAUUUGUUCAUGCAGAAAGUGGAUGAAAUGGAUAUUAUUAACGAGGAGCAAACGCCCACAUUGGAGGAGGACGCAAAAGAGGCAGAUAAUCCAGUUGAAGCCCAAGUUGAGCACAGGUCUAGCUCGGGCAAACAACUGCGGUCUCGCAAACUAUCCGUACGACACAUUGAGGAGCCGUUGCCUGAGAUGCCACCGAGUGGCAGCAAUUCGCUGACAAAUCUGAUGCAAACCUCUUGGUCCGCCGAUCUGGAUACCCAAUCGCCGACAGAUGAGACUGCUGCACGUUUCUUUCAGCGCUCCGUUAGCAUGAGCAGCGCCUGCAGUCUGCGCUCACCCACUGGCUGCAGCUACAAUGCGCUGUUGCGCAAGCACGAGAAAAAUCGCGACGAUGCCGCCGGCUGGUCACAGAUCUGGGAAAAGUUUUGCGCCAGUGCAUCCACAUUGAAUGCGGCACAGCAACAACAACAGCAGCAGCAGCAGCAACAACAAAGGGAAAGCGAAUCAAUUGUUACCGAUGAUAUGAGUGAUCUGCAAUCUCUUGACACCAAUUCGGACUUUGAGCUAAUCACCUCGAACUUUGACAUGGCGGAGCUGCAACAAAUGGUUGCCCAACUUUGUCAAUUGCCCCGCGAACCCGGUCUCAAUGCACAGGGUUUUCUCUGCAAGGGCUGCCAGCAUCCGCUGGGCAUUGGCGAUAACAAUUUUCAAGUUUGUGCGUUUAGUGGCAACUACUAUUGCAACGGCUGCAUGGAUGCAGAUACUCAACUCAUACCGGCACGCAUCAUUUACAAUUGGGAUUUUCGCAAAUAUUGUGUGAGCAAACGGGCCGCUACCUUCCUGGCCGAGUUUCGGUCGCAGCCCUUUCUCGAUAUGCAGCUGCUCAAUCCCAGUAUUUACUAUGCCUCCGAAGCAAUGGCUGAGCUGCAAUCGUUGCGCAUCCGUUUAAAUUUCAUACGUGCCUAUCUCUACACGUGUGCGCCAUCCAUCAUUGAACUGCUGCAGAGCGAUUUCUGUGGCCGGGAAUAUCUCUAUGAGCACAUACAUCAGUACUCCAUUGCCGAUUUGGCGUUGAUACAGCGUGGCACACUCUGCCAGCAGCUGCAGAAGGCCUUCAAGCUGGGUGAGGCGCAUGUGCUCAAGUGUCGCCUGUGCCAGCUAAAGGGUUUCAUCUGCGAGAUCUGUCAGAGUCCGCGAGUACUCUAUCCCUUUCACAUUGCCACCACAUUUAGGUGUGUUACGUGUGGCGCAGUUUUUCACGCCGAAUGCCUUAACAACCAGCAGCCAUGUCCGAAAUGCGAGCGUGUACGCAAACGGGAGGAUCGCCCCUUGCAGGAGGCAGUAGAGGAACUGCAGCUCAAGCACACCACAUCUUAAGAUGGGAGAUGUGGUGACAAAGAACGCCAUUCAUUUAGUUUUAUAGGGGACAAAAGUGCGAUUGUUUACGAUUCAGUUGUGAUUAAGACUAUUAUUGUUAUAGCUUUAUGUUUUGUGAAAUCUAACUAACUAUUGUUGUUUAUAAUGGACAUAAUAUGUAUACAUAUAUAUAUAUAUCUACUAUAUGCGCUUGAUAGUACAUUGUAUUAAAGACAACACGCAUUUAAAAAGCAUACG
Molecule: messenger RNA, 2492 nt
Organism: Drosophila grimshawi
Lineage: Eukaryota; Metazoa; Arthropoda; Insecta; Diptera; Drosophilidae
Gene: Plekhm1
Product: pleckstrin homology domain-containing family M member 1
Exons: 6
Coding region: 84-2255 (723 amino acids)
Source: RefSeq, a predicted model, not a curated record